Molecule: messenger RNA, 405 nt
Organism: Microsporum canis CBS 113480
Lineage: Eukaryota; Fungi; Ascomycota; Eurotiomycetes; Onygenales; Arthrodermataceae
Exons: 3
Coding region: 1-405 (134 amino acids)
Source: RefSeq, a predicted model, not a curated record
AUGAAUGGUCUGAAAUGGGCGAGUUACCAAACGAUGACGGUUGAGGAAGAUGUUGGCGUAACUCCAUCCUUGAACGUGGAAAAAGCAACGAGCGCCAGAAAACGUCAAGGGAGAAAAAAUAUGCCCAUGUCUAAGGAGUUGUUGAUCCAGGACAAUCGAUUAGCAACGCUGCGUCUGCUUGUUCUGGCGUAUACUCUGUACGGAGUAGGAUGGAGACACUCUUUACGCGGCGUCCCUUGCCAUCCGCCACACCGCCGCGUAUUUAUUGUGCGGGCCGGAGUUUGGUCUCAAUCCCAGGCUGGUCGUUUGAGGACCUCGAAACACGUAAUGUCUGGCUUCGUCUCGCUCGAUCCAGCCUAUCCAGGCGGCCGUUUGGGCGUGGACGGAAAUCUGGUGGAAAUCUAG